Molecule: messenger RNA, 4014 nt
Organism: Psilocybe cubensis
Lineage: Eukaryota; Fungi; Basidiomycota; Agaricomycetes; Agaricales; Agrocybaceae
Exons: 3
Coding region: 1-4014 (1337 amino acids)
Biological process (GO): regulation of glycogen biosynthetic process
Cellular component (GO): protein phosphatase type 1 complex
Molecular function (GO): protein phosphatase 1 binding; glycogen binding
Source: RefSeq, a predicted model, not a curated record
AUGCCAUACGCAACACCAACCCAGCAAUCCCCUGUGCAGCCUUCAUACGGCCGCCCUGGUCACCGCAGAUCUUAUUCUCAUAUAACCCUUCCCUCUCCGCCCACCACUUCUUCACCACCAUCCGCCUCAUUCACUUCAGCGUCGUCUUCAAUGGGAAGCUUACCUAGAAGAAGAAGUACGAGCGCCGGCGCCCAUGCAGGUUCGGGAAUGUUAGCAUCGGGCGCGACACCCUCGAACACCAGCGGAAGCGCGAUUGGGAACAACGCGGACGGAGACAUCAUUCAGAGACCACCUGUGCCUCGCAAAACAACCUUCCAGCUAGGAAGGGACGACGAUGAUUCCUCCUCAGGCGAGGACGAUCGAAGGCGCCGCUCCACGUCUGCCGCGACAAAGGCAAAACAUUCGCGCCAAGGCGAUGAAGACGAUGACGUUCUUCGCAGUCUACCCCCUCUCCGCCUCAAAGCUAAACCUACCUCUUCAUUCGACCAACUCGCUGUCCCCUUUCCACGAUCCUCUCCGCGCUCGUCGCCUCGAACGUCGCCUCUUCAUUCGCCGGUUGGCUCGAAAGACGGGAUCGCCAAUCCUCCUCAUGGCGUUUAUUCCCAGCCAUCCCAACCACAGCAGCACGCCCAUACGCGUAGCACCUCGGAGCAACCUUCUCCUGCCCCGAACAGCCAUGUAUUGCAGACGCACCAGCAUCCACAUCACGCCAUCGUCCGUCCUAUCCCGGUCUCGCGUACCUACUCUUCCCCUAUCCUCCUUUCCAACGGCAAGCCUCUUAGGAGUAGUCUCAAGAGUUCGAGUUCGAGUCCAGCCAUGAACAUUCCUUUUCCUAGUCAGAGUAUUCUUCCAAGCGUGCUCUGGCCUGAUUUGCACAAACGAGUUGAGGAGAUUUCAUCGCCGGCGUCACAUCAAAGGGCAGCGAGCGCACCAACCACACCUCAUCUUGCUUCCUCGACACCAUCCUAUGCAACCUCACCACAAAAUCGGCCGACCGAGUCGUCGGUUUCGCACUCCAUCGCUUCGGAAGGAUUGCUUUCGCCAGACGCACCUCCUUCUCUGACAUCUUCCAUUUCCUCUUUCUCUUCAUCGGCAUCGACAUCAUCCUCUCCAUCGACAUCGCCUCCUCUAUCCCCAUCUCUUCCAUCUCUAUCACCAUCAUUGUCGACGUCUUCCACUCUUUCACACACGCCGAAAAAUGUACAUUUCCCAUCCCAAGACACCGACAUCGCAACCGUAAAAAUUUUCAACCGCUCCGCCAGACCUGCGUCUCUAUCACUUACCGGUAGAGAAAGUGGGAACGAGAGUCAAACGGAGACGGAGACUGAAGGAGAGGGUAGUGGUUCAGGGUAUGGCGGGUUUGGUGUGAAUAGAUGGGGUGGUUGGGGGAGUGGCUGGGGAAGGAGUGGUGGAGGUGGCGCAGGAGGCACGAGCGGAUACCCAUUCCCGAAGGUUGGCCCUGUGAGAAGAAGCCAUAGUCCAUUGAGCAACGGCACUUUCGACGAUGACUCGACGAACAAUGGCACGAGCGCGAAAGAAUACUACGAUGUUGACGAGGACCGUUGCUCGUAUAUACCAAUGCAAGAUGGGAGCAGUGUAGGUGCGGAAGGGGUGGCGGGUAAUGGUCAUCGUGUAGGAGAGGGACAUGUGUAUGUCGAGAGUGUUGGAUUUGUGAGAAGUGUUUCUGAAGAUUCUUCUUCCAAUCCCAGCAUCAUCAAAACCCUGCCCCCGUCGCGUCCCUUGACACUCACCGGUACUAUUCUUGUUCGCAAUCUGGCUUACCGUAAGACGGUUGCCAUCCGAUUCACGAUGGACGAGUGGCACACCACCAACGACGUACUCGCAGUCUACGAAUGCAGUCUGAAGGGACUACCGGAACGGUUCUGGGCGACAAGGGGUAACACGAAGGUUGGUUUACCAUGGGGAUUGGAAGGGGAUUCGGGUAUUGUUGGGACGAGUAGCGGCAAUGGUGAGGGAGGACGACAACGAGAAGUUGGGGAGAAGGGUAAGGAGGGCUGGGAUCGCUUCCGAUUUUCAAUUAGCCUCGAAGACUAUGCGUCUUUGGGCACGUUGGAAGGUCGUACCAUGUGGUUCGUAGCUCGGUAUACGGCCGGUGUGGACUUGUCUGCACCGUCUGCGACAUCAUCGUUCCAGUUGAUGCCAGGAAUCGGUGGCAGUGGCUCGUCCAAAGACCAUUCGAUUCCUCCAGGUCAAGCGCAAGAAUGGUGGGACAACAACGCGAGUCGGAACUACCGGAUCGGCUUCAAGAAAGUCAUUCGCGCACCGGAGACGAGAACGAGGGUUCAGGGGCACUUUGGUGCUACCACACCUAAUGGAAGAGGGAUGUAUACGAGGGGAUUAACCUUCAGCGCGCCUUCUGCCUAUUCGGGCUCAACAUCGUCUCCGCCUCCCAUGGCAGGCUCGAAAUCAUAUCCCGCCCCGCCGCAGAUAUCUUCCUCGGCAUCUUUCCCUGGUUCUGGAUCAGAUUCGUACCCCUUUUCAACACCGACCUCCGUUAUGGCAUCGCCUCCGACACCCCAGGAACUUCAGCAGCGAAAGGAGCAUCAGGCGGCGUUGACGCAGAGCACGCUAGCUCGGCUUAAGAAGCUCAAUUUGAGGAACUACGCCGCACCAGCGACGUAUCAGAAAUUCUCUCCCACUUCAGUGCCUGCCAGCACGACUCCUGUGCAGACGCCACGACCUAGCGACGACCACGUACAUGUUGUACUCCCUGGAGACGACGAAGACCAUGAUCACCAUGCCGAGCUCGAUAAUGAUCGUACACCAACAGUGGGACACGGAGUCCUCCCGCCUACAUGGGGAGACGGAGAGAAAGACCAGUUCGCCAUGGGUAUCAGCAGCGCGAUCAAUCUUCGCGAGCCUCCCGUUCCCGCUAGGAAUGUUGCUUCUAGCAAUGAUAUGGGUGGCUUCGCUGGCGGCCCGAGUCCUAGUAAAUUGGGUACCAGCCCACCGUUCUCUGCGAUGGAAGAUAUGGGCCUGGGCAUGCGUAUUCCUGCGAGUCGCAUCCUCGGAGGCACCAGCACUGGAGAGCACGGCGAAAGUUACUGGCCUUGGAGUUCAUUCGGGGACGUUCCGACGACCACUCGAGGAGAUGAGGGAAAGCCGGGGGAAGAUGAACCUAGUGUCCCUGUUGACGAGAUUCUGAAGAGUAUAAAAGGGCGCAGCACCACAUCCAAUUCGGGAUCGGGCGCUGCAACGGCAUCAGCAUAUGGCUCUACACCUGGGUCUUCGUCCGUCUCUGGACCAAUGGUCCUUCCUCACCGAAAACGCAAGGAGUCGAACGGGGAACACAAAAGGACGUUCAGCAUCGGCACACGCGGUUCUUCGUCCUCAUCCUCAUCGAGUGGGAGCGGGAGCGACUCGAACUCCAAAUCAAAAUCAGACGGCAAUGGGAUCAUACCCCCUGGACCUCACCGGCGCGCAAUGUCUCCUGUAAACACCAACGCCACAUCCACAACUACCCCCUCAUCGAAAUCCAGCGGCAACGGAAACGGCAGCGGACCCGCUAUGUGGGGCCUCCGUCCUGGCUCACCUCGGCCUCUUGUUGGAUCAGGAUACGGCUCUUCGUCGUCCACAUCCUCCUCCCCCUCGAGCUCCUCUCCUGUCAUCGGCCACAGGACGCGCUUUGGCAUGGGCGGAACACGUUCGCCUAUGCGCGUAUCUCCCCUAGCUUCGCCCUCCAUAUCUCCCAACGGUUCCGGAGUAGGUCUUGCAUCGAACGCAGGCAUACCUUUGUCGAACGCGAAUCCCACUCAAAAUGUCGUUUCAGACGCUUCGGGGAGAACAUCUUCUCCUGUCCCAGGACCCACAUCACCCGGCAGCACCACAGACGACGCUGUCUAUCAGGCAUUUGUUCGUCAAUGGUGCUUCGCACAGGCUCCCGGGCCCACAGUCGGGAGUAGCGCCAGCCAUAGCACCGCGGACUCAAAGCCAGACGCAACCAUGCGCGGCAGCGGUGGCUCAGAGAGAGAAUCGCCAGGGCUAGUCGCCUAA